This is a messenger RNA of Medioppia subpectinata, 1641 nucleotides long. NCBI's taxonomy places the organism in Eukaryota, Metazoa, Arthropoda, Arachnida, Sarcoptiformes, Oppiidae. The record is from the annotation of a GenBank genome assembly.
AUGUGUCUCAAGACUAAAGACAAGGAGUUGAAGUCGAGGAAUAGUCGACUCAUGAAGACAUCGUCGACAGCGAAAUCGCAUUUAUUUGACUCCAAGAAUGACAACAAGAAUCCGUUGACAGACAAACAGAGAGCGCGCGAAGAGUAUCGCAUUGAAUACCGAUUUGAGUCCAAACUGGAGUCCAAAGCGGACACCGACGCCAACCACGCCAUCAGACUUAAGGAGAGGGGCUAUGAUAUCAUCGGCGGCGGUGUUGUCCGUCGGGGAGUCUUCUCCAAAGUGUUUUCAGUUGUUCGCCAAACGGAUGGCCAGACAAUGGGCUGCAAAGCCAUCCAAAACCGUGAGAUAUGCGAGAGUUUGUCGCUGUUUAAAGAGGUGAAGUGGGAGAUCAUAAUGACCAACGCCACCAACAGUCCCCGGUUUAUGCAUUUGAUCCGCUAUUUCAACGCCUUUAUAUAUGACCGCAAAUACGCCUACAUUUUGAUGGAAGAGUGUCCGACCGGUCAGAGUCUUCAGACACGGCUGAGCGCGAGGGCCGACGGUUUCCCCGAAGAGGAGGCGGCCGUCUAUUUCCGACAGAUAGCUUUGGCCAUCAAUUAUCUCCACAUCCAGACCAUCGCUCACCGCAAUCUCAAACUCGACAAUGUGUUGAUCUUUAAGACGCCCGACGGCCGCGAUCUGCUCAAAGUGACCGACUAUUGUCUGAACCGAGUGUCCAAAAAGUCCGAUCGGGUUGUGGUCUACGAGAGAGACGCCAAACGUAUCAUUUAUAUGUCGCCACAGAUACUCAAGUUUUACGCCAAACAUCUCCGCAAGACCAUCAGAGAGCGGGGCAUUCGUGGGAUACUGACGGUUAUGGACGAGCCGUUGGCGCCCAAAGAGAAGUACAAUGAGAUCACGUAUCACUACAUAGAGGCCGACGAUUACACAGAUCAGGAUCUGUUGACACGCUUUGUGGACGCGUACGACAUCAUCGGCACGUAUACGCGGGCGAAGACCGGCGUUUUGGUUCACUGCGCGGCCGGUAUCUCGAGAUCGGCGACGAUUGUCAUCUCGUAUCUGAUGCGCGAACUCCGGAUGACAUUCGCGCAGACCAUGACUUUAGUCCGCACCGGACGUCCGAUUAUCAGUCCCAACGAAGGCUUUCAGCGACAGUUAUCUCUAUACGAGUGGAUGGGCUGUCGAUUGGACGCAAACGACCGCCGAUUCAGACAAUAUCUGUUGAAAAUGUUUGUGCCGUCCGAUUGUCGCCAAUUGAGUCAAUACUUCGAGCGAUUGCUUUAUGUCGAGAACUCGACUGCGAAUCUCCAGUUGGGGCCGAAGUAUGUGUGCAAAGAGUGCGGCCAAAAGCUGUUCCACGAAAUACAUGUCCUGAAGAAUGCGAACGCGGAUCAGAUCGCUGGCAAUCACGUGUGCGGUCGUGUCUUCAUUGAGCCGCAGCGCUGGAUCUCUGAACUCUUGCAGUCCAAUCACUCGACACAAGUGGUGACCAUAAAGUGUCAAAAGUGCGCUCAACCUGUGGCCACAUUUGUGCCACAAUUGCAGACAAAUCAGUGUAAUUGCAAACAUCACGCAAAUCUCAAUCGCCUUAAGAUCCAGAUGUUGGACAACAAGUACGCAAAGUCUCAAUCAAAUCAAUGA